UUUUCGCGCACAUGCCGUCUCCACCUCUUCUCGUCGUCUGCUCCAUUUCUAAUCUUACCUAAACCUGCUUGCUCUCCCACUACAACAUCCCCUCUGUGGUAUGAGAGAGGAGAGGUCGGACAUGUCGGAGGACGAGGACGGUGGAGGAGGAGUGGAGCAGAAGGAGCGCUGGGGGCCGUCUCAUGGCGGCGGCGGCGGCUGCGGUUCCGCUAAGAGCCGGGGUGGAGUCUGGACGGAUCCGCCGCCGCCCUUCUCCGACCAGGUGCUGGAGAACGUGCUCGAGAAUGUCCUCCAGUUCCUGGUGUGUCGCCGGGACCGGAACGCCGCGUCGCUGGUCUGCCGGUCGUGGUACCGGGCGGAGGCCCAGACCCGGGGCGAGCUCUUCAUCGGCAACUGCUACGCCGUCUCCCCCCGGCGGGCGACCGACCGGUUCCGCCGCGUCCGGUCGGUCGUCCUCAAGGGCAAGCCCCGGUUCGCUGAUUUCAGCCUGGUGCCCCUCGGCUGGGGCGCCCACUUCUCACCCUGGGCCUCCGCCAUGGCCACUGCCUACCCCUGGCUCGAGAGGAUCUGCCUCAAGCGGAUGUCCAUCGCCGACUACGACCUCUCCCUCCUCGCCUUCUCCUUCCCCUUCUUCAAGGAUCUCACCCUCAUCUGCUGCGACGGGUUCGGCACCCUCGGCCUAGCUGUCAUCGCCGAGAAGUGCAGGCAUCUGCGGGUGCUAGAUCUGAUAGAGGCCUAUUUGGAGGAAGAAGAGGAGGAUGAGGUCGUGGAUUGGGUUUCCAAGUUCCCACAGACAACAACGAGCUUGGAGACACUCGGGUUCGAUUGUGUGGUCUCCACAGUCAAUUUCGAGGCAUUGGAGGCGCUGGUCGCCCGAUCUCCUGCCCUCCGGCAGCUGCGGGUGAAUCACCAUGUCACCGUAGACCAGCUCUUCCGUCUCAUGGUGCGGGCGCCCCAGCUCACCCACCUUGGCACAGGGUCCUUCGGACACCCUGCAGCCCUGGCUCUACAAGGAGACGUAAUGGAGCAUGACGCUGAUCUCGUAUCUGCCUUUGCUGCCUCCAAGUCGAUAGUCUCUCUCUCAGGCUUCCGCGAUGUUGCAUCUCAGUACCUCCCUGCUAUUUACCCAGUCUGUGCCAAUCUCACUACCCUCAACUGUAGCUUCGCCGAGAUAACUGCUGAUGAGCUGAAGCCCGUGAUCCACCAUUGCCAUAAUCUUCAGAAAUUCUGGGUUCUUGACACGGUGCGUGAUGAGGGGCUUCAAGCAGUGGCAGCCACAUGUAAGGACCUCCGAGAGCUGAGGGUGUUCCCUUUAAAUGCAACAGAGGACUCCGAGGGGUUUGUCUCAGAUGUUGGUCUUGCAGCUAUUUCUCAGGGUUGCCGGAGACUCCGAUCAAUUCUAUAUUUCUGCCAGCAGAUGACUAAUAAGGCAGUUAUAACAAUGUCCAAGAAUUGCCAGGAACUUGUUGUGUUUCGCCUUUGUAUCAUGGGUCGCCACCUCCCUGACCACCUUACCAAGGAGCCCAUGGAUGAGGGAUUUGGGGCUAUAGUGAUGAAUUGCAAGAAGCUAACCAGGCUUGCAGUUUCGGGGUUGCUCACCGACAAGGCAUUUGGGUAUAUUGGAAAAUAUGGGAAGUCAAUAAGAACUUUAUCUGUUGCUUUUGCAGGGGACAGUGACGUGGGGCUAAGGUAUGUGCUCGAAGGGUGCCCCAAAUUGCAGAAGCUUGAGAUCAGGGAUAGCCCUUUUGGGGAUCCAGCACUCCUCUCGGGGAUUCACCAAUACUAUAAUAUGAGGUUCUUGUGGAUGAAUUCGUGCAAGCUGUCUAUUAGGGGUUGCAACGAUGUAGCUCAGAGGUUGCCUCGCUUGAUCGUUGAAGUGAUUAGAGAUCGGCCUGAAGCUGAUGAUGAGACUGUCGAGAAAUUAUACAUGUAUCGUUCCCUAGCAGGGCCAAGAAAUGAUGCACCGCCUUUUGUGAUGAUCUUAUAGUGUGAUCCUUUCCACUUAAACUGCUAUCAGGAGGAAGGAAAAAAUUGCAAUCGUCUUCUGAUUCCAUGGAGGAGCGUACUCUGCGUAGGGCAGCUGGUUCCGACCAAUGCAUAAAGGUUGAUCUGAUGGCUGGCCUUCAUGAUACCUAAGACAAUCCUCUUUCUCUUCAUUCCAUGGGAAGAUAGUUCCAGUAUAUCCUCUGCCAUGCAUCCAUUUUCUACUUGUUUGGGUUGCUGAAACAACAUUUCAUUGGAGGAACACUGAAAUUUCAUAUUCUUUUUCGGUGGAGGUUUUUAUUUCUAUUGCACAUUUGAUAGUCCGAUCAAACAGAUGGCAGAAGGGGAGAUUAGCGUGAGGAUGUUGUAUAAGUUGGCUGUUGCUUGUAGGCCAUUUUCCUAGCACUCAAUUUUGUCUUAAGAGAGAGAGAGAGAGAGAGAUUACAUGACCGACCACUUUGACUGGUUUUCAGAUGGAAGCUGACCCUUAAAAAUCCUGACCGAAGACUAUUUAUGGCCUCCCAUUCUGUAUGCACAUGACACCAUUCAGGGACUGGUUUAAAGGUCAGGAGGUGAAAUCUGAAACUCCGAAAGAGUCCUUAUUUUAUGUAGGAGUUUUAGCUUAUCAGUGAACAGUAUAAGCAUGAGUGCUUAUUAUUUCAUCUGGUGCUUUUAUUGUUUGGGCAUAUAAACAUAAACAUGAUCUCUAGGACUUGGAAGUUUGUAAUUUUUAACUUUUCCCUUGAUAUAUUACUAUUUCAUUGGCAUAAUGAAUGCAGUGGCCAUAGGGCAUUCAACUGUUGUAGUUGUGGCUGUCCCCAUGGCAUCACUGUUUGCUUGGAGCCCAUUAAUGAUGGGAUCAUGAAGACCUGCAUGAGUUACAGGAAGAGGAUUUUUUUUGACAGGACCAAGUAUCUACCACUCAGAUGGUCAACACAAAGUUGGGUUAUGGUCCCAAUUGAAGUAACACUUCAUUGAUUGGACUAUCUCUAUCAUCAGACUAUUGCACCUUUUGGAUGGCAGGUCAUUGGCUUUUCUGCUCAGAUUGGUAGGCAGGUGAGCAGCAACUGUCAUCUGUGGCCCAUGAAGGUUUAAUUGGACCUGCCUCCACUUGUGAUCUGCACUGGUACCUCUGAUGAGCUACGGAGGAGGAAGAAGAAGAAGAGCUCCGGAGCAAAGUGGCAUUCCGGGUUCUGGGAAAGCUUCGCAUGGACGCAUCUCUUGUGUUCUAUCACAUAUGCUGCUGCAUUUUGCUCAGAUGAUGACACCUUGCUAUAUUGUCUGACAGGUUCAGAUCUGGUGAAAGAGGAGAAGAAAUUGUUGCUAUGAUCAUCAGGUCAUGCAGGUAAUGCCAUGGCUCGAGUGUUGUUAUCCAAGUGACCAAUCAUACUAGCUUUCCAGAUACAUCCAUCUCAUGCAUUGUCCAAAGAGUGGUCAAAAGAUAUUGGAGAAGCCAUAAUUAGGUUUCUGUGGACUCCACCAUACACCAUGAUGAUUGAGGUUGCUGCUGAGCUUAAAAUGUUGAUCUGGAUGUGCAACUCUCCAUCAGAAGAUCACAGAAUCCUCUGCCAUGAAGAAGUCAACAUCAGAGAUCUUCGACUUUGCUGGUCCAUUGUUGUUUUCUGAAAGAAAAGCUUCCUUUUGAUGAUUCUAUGUAGGCACGAUUGAGGUUGAUGCUACUUGUCCAAAGAAGAAGAUGAGAGCUGCUUUGAUGCAAUGGCUUCAAGGAAUGGACUUUGACCAGUUGAUAUGGACUAAGCUGGAAUCAGACAACUCAUGAAGUUGUAUCACUUUGAUGUUGGAUUAUGAUAUGAUAGAAAUAUAGUCUGUCUGCUUGAAGGUUGA
Molecule: messenger RNA, 3828 nt
Organism: Musa acuminata AAA Group (dessert banana)
Lineage: Eukaryota; Viridiplantae; Streptophyta; Magnoliopsida; Zingiberales; Musaceae
Product: transport inhibitor response 1-like protein
Exons: 5
Coding region: 101-1987 (628 amino acids)
Biological process (GO): SCF-dependent proteasomal ubiquitin-dependent protein catabolic process
Cellular component (GO): SCF ubiquitin ligase complex
Source: RefSeq, a predicted model, not a curated record